Messenger RNA from Lachancea fermentati, 702 nucleotides. The record is from the annotation of a GenBank genome assembly. NCBI's taxonomy places the organism in Eukaryota, Fungi, Ascomycota, Saccharomycetes, Saccharomycetales, Saccharomycetaceae.
AUGGAAAGCAAGAAUAGAAGGAGAAACAAUCGGAGUCUAGGAUCCUCUAUACAAUUGGCUAAUGUUCUUGGCUCUGGUGCAAACAAGAUCAAGAAGAAAAUCAGAGAUAUCGAAAGGUUGUUGCAAAGAAAAAGAGAUACAUUGCCAGACACAGUGCUCAUCGAGAAGGAAAGAGCACUAGAAGCGCUCCAAUUUGAAUUGAAAAAUGCUGAAACCAGACAAAAGAUCAAAAAGAAUGCUAAGAAGUACCACAUGGUGAGAUUUUUUGAAAGAAAGAAGGCCAUUAGAAGGUAUACUCAAGCUCUCAAGCAAGCGCAGGCGCAUCCCGACGAAGCAAGCUACAAAGAUGCUCUACAAGAACGUGCAAUCGAUGUAUGUUAUGUUGUGAAUUUUCCAAAGACAGAAAAGUACAUAGCGCUUUACCCCUCAGAAAAUGACGUUGAGUCGAGGGAUGAGAAUGUCAAGAGAGGCAUUAUAAAGACAUCCGAGAGGAGAAAAGCGUUCCGCAUUGCUGUUACUAAGCAAUUACAAGAUGGAACUCUUCCCGUGUCUUUGGAAGAGAUUUUAGGCGGCAAGAAAUUACGCAAAGAAGGAACCGGCAUAAUGCUUGAUACCAAGGUUGUAUCUAAUGAGAAAAAGCAGCAGAGUGCUUUCGAUGAAGAUACCCCUGCAAAUGACGAAGAAGACGACUUCUUUGAAUAA